GGUAAGAUUUUUGUCACACUGCAGUCAGCAUCUUCUGAAGCGGAGCGGAGCAGCCUGAGGAGCGAGGAUACUCAGCCUGAAGAACUGUCGAGAAAAGACACACACGGGAGGGAUUUCUUCACAUUUAUACAGUCACACAGAAGCAGCCUGAUGCUGGCGGAGGGCAGACAGACGCCGGUGGCAGCCGCCGCCGUUGUGCACGGUCCCGGCGGAGAGGAGCGCACGGAGUCGUGCCCGCGCAGCACCUUGCUCGACCAAAGCCGGCGGCACCGGACAGCGUUUACGCGAGAGCAGCUGUCCCGGCUGGAGCAGGAGUAUGGCAAGGAGAGCUACGUGUCCAGACCCCGGCGCUGCGAACUGGCCACAGCUCUCAAUUUACCGGAGACAACAAUAAAGGUGUGGUUUCAGAACAGGAGGAUGAAGGACAAACGUCAGAGACACUCUUUGCCGUGGCCUCACCCUCUUGUCGACCCUCUGGGGGCGCUCCUGAUGGGCCGUGCCUCUCCUUCCUCCACCUUGCCGUACCCCUUUAUCCCACCCCACCUGCCACACCUCCCUCUCCACCACCACUACCCCCUGGCUCUCUCCUCACCGGCAUCCUCAGCUCACAGCCGCUACAGUGCACCUAUGAGGACCCUGGAUGCACUCCGCCUCUCCCAGUACCACAACCGACCAGGAGGGCUGCCUCCAACCACAGCAGCCCUCUACCCCUCCACCAGCAUCAUGCACCAUCCCGCCUCAUGUCCCUGCCCCCUCUGUCUGCACUGGGGACCAGAACAACUGCUGAAAGCCAGAGGGGAGACACUGGGACUGAGUCAGCCCCAUAGUCCUAAGGCCAACAUACAGUCUGCCAGUCUGGAGCGGAGAGAGGAGAUGGUGUAAAACCAUCAAACAAAAUCUGAUUUGCCACACUAUCCAAGGCUGUCAAACUGCUGUCACAUAAGCUGCUGCAGGCGAAUAGCAGUAUGCUCACUGUGAAUUCUGUUAAUGCUAUUAAAGAUGGACAUGGUGGAGCUUGUGAAGUUGCAGUACACUUAAGAGUUUCACAAACUAGAAACAGGAAAUGUAUGUCUUAUCUAAAACAAUGCCAGUCACAUGACUCUGCUGAUUAACUGGAGCCAAAUGUUUUUUAGGAGACACAAAAUUGCUGUGCAAUUAUUUCAACACAUUUAGUUGGUCUCCCUGAAAUGAAACCUUUCAGUAGCAUGCCCAGCAGGCCAAAGUCAAUUUUAUUUUGAGCACACUGCCAGCCUGAAGAUGCAUUCAGAUUCAACACAGAGCAAAUACCUGCUUAAUUUUCAUGACUUUGACCACUACAGUCUAGGCACAGUCUAUGUU
This is a messenger RNA of Epinephelus moara (kelp grouper), 1338 nucleotides long. RefSeq names its product even-skipped-like1 (gene eve1). The record is from RefSeq and is a predicted model, not a curated record. Gene Ontology annotation, biological process: regulation of transcription by RNA polymerase II. Gene Ontology annotation, molecular function: RNA polymerase II cis-regulatory region sequence-specific DNA binding; DNA-binding transcription factor activity, RNA polymerase II-specific. The transcript is spliced from 3 exons. Gene Ontology annotation, cellular component: nucleus. Bases 151 to 882 code for a protein of 243 amino acids. NCBI's taxonomy places the organism in Eukaryota, Metazoa, Chordata, Actinopteri, Perciformes, Serranidae.